Messenger RNA from Vanessa atalanta (red admiral), 3271 nucleotides. RefSeq lists its product as uncharacterized. Gene Ontology annotation, cellular component: cytosol; P-body. Gene Ontology annotation, biological process: neurogenesis. Bases 106 to 1848 code for a protein of 580 amino acids. Gene Ontology annotation, molecular function: protein binding. Lineage: Eukaryota; Metazoa; Arthropoda; Insecta; Lepidoptera; Nymphalidae. The transcript has 10 exons. The record is from RefSeq and is a predicted model, not a curated record.
UCUGUCAUUGCCAAAAGAAUACAGUUACAGUAAAUAAAUAAUUCAUUCAGCAUUAAUAUUAGUUCCUUUGGAUAUUUAAUUUACUUUGCUUAGUUAUAAGUAACAAUGGGAGCUGCACCUACGGAUUGGCAGCUGGAAUGUACGGAGCUGAAACAGAGAGGUGCCUAUCUACUCCAGUCAGGACAAUGGUCUGAUUGCACUUUCUUAGUAGGCACGGAGCCCAACCAGGUAGUCCUUGUUGGUCACAAAUUGAUACUUGCUAUGGCAUCGCCAGUUUUUGAAGCUAUGUUUUAUGGCGGUAUGGCAGAACGGAAUGAGAGUAUACCUAUUGUUGAUGUCCAAAUAGAUGCAUUUAAAGCUUUAUUAGAAUACAUAUACACAGGUAACAUAAACAUCAGUUCAUUUGACAAGGCUUGUGAAUUGUGUUAUGGAGCCAAGAAAUAUAUGCUACCUCAUUUAGUCAAAGAGUGCACAAGGUACCUUUGGUCUGAUCUGUAUCCAAGAAAUGCAUGCAGGGCCUAUGAAUUUGCACGACUGUUUGAAGAAAAUGUUUUAAUGGAGAAAUGUAUUCAGAUUAUCAGCACAAAUACCAAGGAGGUAUUAAAUGACAGCAGUUUCGAAGAGGUUGAAUUAAAUACAGUAAUCACAGUCUUCUCCUUAGACCAUCUUAACGUUGACAGUGAGCUGGAUCUGUUUGAAGCAGCUGUCAGGUAUGCAAAAGCUCUAGAAAAAAGGACUGAGAGGAGUGUCAGCCCACCCAGAGAAUGUGCAUCUGAGAACAGGCAAAAGAGUCCCGUUCCAUCUACUUCUCAGGAAAAGGAACAGGUAGUUAAUGUUGAUAGCAGUGCAGAGAGUAGUCCAGAGACAGUAAUGGAUACAUGUCGUGCCAAUGAUUCGGAUACCCUCGGAGCCCCUCCAAUUGAACACAACAAGAAACCGAAGACAGAACAUAAAGAGAAAGUGUCGAUUCGGAGUGCAGUAGAGAAGAUCCGCUUCCUGACACUGUCUCCGCAGCAGUUCGCGGGCGGCCCGGCGCGCUCCGCGUUGCUCAGCGAGUCGGAGGCCUUCGCUGUGCUCAUGAACAUUCUGUCCACCAGCACCGACGUGCCGCUACCCGCCGGCUUCUCUGCGUCGCGCGUGCCUCGCAAGCAACUCAUCGGUGGAGGUCCACCCUGUAAUAUGCCGACAUUCACGGUGGACACGCCUAGCCCAGUGGCGGUGGAGCAAGUGUGGUGCGCGCCAGAGUUGUCGCGCCCGCAGCCCUGUGUCACCUACCCGCGCCCCUCCCGACAAGACGGUGUACGAGCACCCUAUUCAAUCCCCAACCCAAUGUCAGGCUUGGUGGUGAUGGAUGAAAUGCACAGCAACAACAUGCACAAGAUUUACUGUCAGCGAGCCAUAGUGCAGCACACGGACUGCCUCAAUACAAGUGCCCUGGACUGCUCUGUUACAUUCAUGGUCGAUAAAAACAUCUAUGUGCUCGGUGUUCAGGUGCCGACGCAGGCGCCGAGCGAGGAGAGCGGCGGCGGCGCGGGCGGCGCCAGCGGCUACUCGGAGCUGCUGUACGCGCACCUGCUGGACGCGGACGGCGCGCGCCUGUCCUACACGCACUACACCAACCGCGUGCCCUACCGGCACCUGCUCGACAUCAUGUUCAACCGCCGCGUCUACAUCCAGCGGAACAAGGUAUAUAAAGUGGGUAUAGUGUUCAAUAAGGUGGGAUGGUAUCCCAUGGGCACGUGCGCGCAGCAGGUCGCCGCAGAAUCCGUCUUCUUCAACUUUGGCAUCGGACACAGCAGCGACUCUGUGCGUGAUGGUCUCAUACGAUCUAUUAUAUUUACAUACUAGACUGGAGACAGCACCGGCCCUGGUCCUUUGAUAAAGGAGCAGAGUAAAUAUUGUCUUUGGUGCCUCUUGGUUUCCACCAUUAUUGAAGAAAAUCUGUAAACAAUGCUAUAAAAUUACAUGACUUAUAAAUAUAUAUAUAAAAUAUAUUUAUAAAAUAGACUAUUGCGCUCCCUUUCUCUUGAAUGGCGUAUAAAAAAGUAUCCAAUUUGUAGUCGGUAAUCUAUUCAAAUUAGUUUAAUGAUGAUUAAACAAUUAAACGGCGCGAAAGUUAUUUGUUAAUGAUCUCGUUACAUUGAACAUGUUGUGAUUAAGAGCUAUCAAAAAUUGUCAACACUUGUUCAUUAGAAUAAAUACUAUAUAAUUUAUUCCAACGGCAGGAUAAGUAAACAUAACAAUAAAUCAAAAAUUUAUAUAUUCUAUAUGUAAUGCCAAUAACUUUGGUAUAUUAUGUAACUACUUUUCCAAUUUAAUUGUACUUCCAAAGUUCAUAUAACAAACUCUUCUUACCAUUGGAAUAAAAUAAUGUAUUUAUGUAUAAGUCUAAUUUAUUAUUGCAUCUAUUUAAUUUGAUAUUGUAUACUUUAUCAGAGUGAGUUUGUCUUUCGAAAUUAUUUGAAUAUUUCUAUGUAUAGUCUAUUUCAAUCACAAGAAGAGUAAAGCAAAAUUAACAACUUCGAAAAUGAAUUGACACCAUAUUGUUAGUGUAAAGGAAGAAAGGUUAAAGGUGGCCCUUUAGACAUUCUAAAUUGUAGUUUUGGGAAAUGAGGUUACUAACUUAAUAUUAAAACUCAUUUUCAAAGAGUACUGUUUUGGCGCUUCAGCCUUUCUUCCUUUCCAUUAAUGAUAUAAUUGGUCGAUAUUUUGUAUAAUCUAUGUUAUUCAUUAUAGAUUCGCCAAAAAGUCGCGUUCCGAAUGUCGGCGAAGUUGUUAUUAAGGUAUAUAAGUAGUUAAAUUGUGUUGUAUUAUACUCAAAACUCAAAUUCCCUUAUUCUAUAUAUAAGUAUUACACUUACUUAUUGAUUGUAGAAUCAAAAGAAAAUACCUUGACCUGAGAAUAACCGGUUAUAUGAACUAUUUCCUGACUUUCUUUCAGUAUAUAUUAGUAUCUAAAGAUAUAUUAUUCAAGAACUGUUUGUAGUGUUUAUGUAAACUAUGGUUUGAACAUAUUUGCUUCUUUGAUUGGAGUAGGGUAUGGUAUAGGUUAUUGAUAUUGAUUGUGCCUUUAGUUUUAUAUUUUCACAUUAUCUUUACUAUUUAACGAAUUGAUUUUUUAUUUUAUAGUAUAAUUAAUUAUCUUCUCCCUUUAUUGACACAAGGUAAAAAAAUAUAUUUUGUACAUAUUAUAUUAACAAAUACAUAUAGUAUAUUUCAUAAUAUAUAACUAAAUCAAUUGCAGAUUCCCUCAUGAGUAUACUUUUUGUUU